GAAAUCGUACAAGAAGAAGAAACCAACAUGGCGCCGUUCACAUGAAAACAUACCGUCCUGGGGUCAUGAGUAAAGUUUGUCAUGUUUUAAGGUUUUCGCAGAGUGACAUAUCCAGCAUAUGACCAAGAAAUGUUACAUUUUUAUUACAAUCGUGGCGGAAUUAUUUUGACUUCGACUCGUAUUUAAAUUGGCCUGUCAUGUUUAGCAUGUUUUCGUUAGUUGUAAACAAACACAGACAUCCAGUCCCUGUUUCCACUCUGCUAUAUUAGUUUUUUCCACUCCUCUAAUGAGUGAAGCUGAAGGAUUGAUGGUCUUUGUAAAUACAGUUGGCCUAACAUUGUUCUCGUUAAUUAUCCUGUAUCACUGGUUAACGGUUGCAAAUCGAGGUGUUUUUUACACAGAAGAAAAUAUUUACGAUGGAAGACCGAGGCGAAAUUUCAACAAUCAAGGCAGAAGGCACGUGUUCACAAGGAUGUCUUGUUGCGAGUAAAGUCCAGAUGUAAUCUAACGAACCAAGAGUCUGCUGUGUUACUUAACAUUUGGAGACCCAGCAAAAUAAUUGUAUGGGGUGGCACACUCUUCGUUUUAACCGAAAACAACGGGCUUGAAUGAACUGAUAUCAGGCUUCGAAUAUUGUUGAUCAUUUAAAACAAACUAGAGGUUUACAUACACCCUUGAGUAAACCUAAGAUUCUUAAUAUAAAAUGACAGUGCCGAAAGCUAUAGUCAAUGUUGUGAACUUGGGGCGGAUUUCCUACGGGCGUGCUUUACAGAUACAACAGCGAUGUGUCAGGCAACACUUGGAUUCCCCGUCCCAGCUUCCAAAUAUCUUGCUGAUGUGCGAGCACGAGCCAGUCUACACCAUUGGAAUACGGCAGGCCUUGUAUUCUGCAGAGGAGGAAAACAGACUGAGGAACCUGGGUGCAGACUUCUACCGUACUAAUCGUGGGGGGCUCAUAACUUUCCAUGGGCCUGGCCAAUUGGUGUGCUAUCCCAUCCUCAAUCUGGGCUGCUUUAAAAAGAGUGUCCGUUGGUACGUUUGUGAACUGGAAAGGACCGUUAUCGGUUUGUGCCGUAAAUUCGAGAUCAGCGCUUCCACAUCCCCGGACACUGGAGUGUGGGUAGGAGAAAACAAGAUUUGUGCUCUGGGAAUCAACUGUAGAAUGUACAUCACGUCUCACGGCUUGGCACUCAACUGCAACACAGAUAUGCGGUGGUUUGAGAAUAUUGUACCGUGUGGGAUUGUUGGCAAAGGAGUCACUUCCCUGAGCCAAGAACUGAAACGAGAAGUUACUGUUCCUGAAGCCAUCCCACCUCUACUGGAAGCGUUUGCUAAACAAUUUAACUGUACGCUGUCAUUUGAAGAUGUAGAUGUUAACAAUGUCAUUGUCAGUGACACCAAAGUUACAGAUAAAUAGCUAAAAGUCUGACUUUUUCUAUGCAUGUAAAUGUGUAUUUUAUUUUCCAUGCAUCCCUUUGUAUAACAGGCUGGACUUUAUACAGACUUUAUCAGUAUCAGUCUCCCAUAAAUCAUCGGCCAUUCACAUGCAUUGUCAUGAAAAUACCCUUUCAGUGUUAAGGACCUGUGAAAAGAAACUGUAAAAAGAAAAAUGCCAAAUGCAAUCAAUGGGAAAAACUGCAGUAUUUGUUGUAUCUCAAUUUGAAUCAGAUACAUGGAAUAAAUUGAUUUUGAUCCAUAAUAA
This is a messenger RNA of Anguilla rostrata (American eel), 1702 nucleotides long. RefSeq names its product lipoyl(octanoyl) transferase 2 (gene lipt2). Gene Ontology annotation, biological process: protein lipoylation. The transcript has 2 exons. The coding region runs from base 704 to 1417 and encodes 237 amino acids. NCBI's taxonomy places the organism in Eukaryota, Metazoa, Chordata, Actinopteri, Anguilliformes, Anguillidae. Gene Ontology annotation, molecular function: lipoyl(octanoyl) transferase activity. The record is from RefSeq and is a predicted model, not a curated record. Gene Ontology annotation, cellular component: mitochondrion.